AUGGGUGUAGAUGAUCUUAUAUUUGUAAUCAUCAUAAGCCUAACACUUUCUGUGACGGUUAUCUUCAAUAUUGUCUUGCUUGUGGUCAUUCUGAUAACGCCCAAGAUGUUGACCCCAACCAACAUUCUCAUCUGUAACCUAGCGGUCAGCGACAUCUUUCUCUCGGGGAUGGUCACUUCCCAGAACGUGCAUGACAUUUCACAUGCCAGCUUGGAUUACUUUGAAGGAGACUUUUCGUGCCGACUCGUAAACUUCAGCCCGCUUGUAUGCGUCAUGGCGUCCAUCUAUUCUAUGGUGGCAGUAUCCUUCGAAAGAAAGCAAGCCAUAGUUGUGACUCAGCACAGAAAGACCACUAUGACACAAGCAGUCCUGGUAGUCCCGAUUAUCUGGCUCCUGUCCCUUAUAUUUUGUAUACCUACAAUACACGAAUACACCCAGUACGUGGAAGAUACGGGCAAUGGUACCUUGAUAAUUCGUUGCGGCAGUCAUGGAGUUUCUAGAACAUUUUCGAUUAUCAAUGGGAUUGGUAUUUUGCUUUUAGCGUACAUCGUACCGCUUGUGAUUCUAGUGGUUAACUAUGGAAGCAUUGUGUUGUUCUUUCGCUCCCGUCGCCUGAUCGGAGACGUCACGGAAAGUAACGGACUUACCACUCGAGCGCUGUUCGAAAUUCGCAUCAACGUUGUGAAGAUGUUGACUCUGAUGUCUGCACUGUUUACCGUGUCAUGGCUGCCUUAUUUCGUGCUGCUUAUUAUAGAGGAACUGGCAACUCGAUUGACGCCAACGGCCCAGCUAAGGAUCUCAUUGUCCGUCUUAAGCACUACCUACAACUUCGGUCUCAACGUCUUCUACAACAGAAAUCUCCGAACUGUCCUCAAAGCAAUGGUCAUGUGCCAGAAAGUCAGCACCAAAAAGAACACCGUUUUCAUUGCUAACCAUCGGCGGCAGUCACAAGCUUCGCCUGCCUGUGAGGUGAUCCGGUCAAAGAAAGUUCUAGACUUCAAGCAUGGAUACAUCUAA
Molecule: messenger RNA, 1017 nt
Organism: Candidula unifasciata
Lineage: Eukaryota; Metazoa; Mollusca; Gastropoda; Stylommatophora; Geomitridae
Source: the annotation of a GenBank genome assembly